CUUGCUCUGCAAAUCCACUUCACCAAGACAAAAAACCUUCGUAAUUUCCCAACAAUUUCAUCAACUUGUUUAUAGAUAAAAUGUAACCAUCAUCUUCAACUGUUUUUAUACUAGUAUACAGCCAAUGAUUCCGGACAAGUAACCCCUUUCAUUUCAACAGCCGCCAUUUCUGCAAGCUAAAAUCCGACCCACUAAAAGUCCCUUUCCGUUCAGGCAUUUCAUCAUCCAUGUUAAAUGCAUUAUUUUUCAAUGGAAACAUUUAAGAUUUUGUGAUGGCUGUGAUGGAAAUUCCGGGGGCCGUUAACAUAAUUCGGUACCGGGAGAUCGAUUUGGCUCGAUUGAGUUUGAGAGGCAGUAUGAGGGGUGAGUCGGAAAUUGUGCAAGAAUUGGAGCCCGUAACCACGCCGUCUCCGGCUCUUAGGGAGGAGAUGAUGUACGUGGCUUUGGGGAAAGAUGUGAAGGAGAGUGAGAAGACGCUGAUGUGGGCCUUGCAUAAUUCUAGAGGGAUGAAGAUUUGUGUUCUUCAUAUUCAUCAACCUGCUCAGAAAAUACCAGUGUUGGGUACUAAGGUUGCAAUUGGUAGGUUGCAAGAAAAUCAAGUAAACGCGUAUCAUGAAAAUGAAAGACAAGAUAUGGUUAAGAUUAUUGACAAGUAUAUCCGAGUAUGUGAACGAUCAGGGGUGAGAGCUGAGAAAUUGUGCAAAGAAAUGGACUCUAUUGAGCAAGGCAUAGUCCAGCUCAUAUACGAACAUGAGAUAAAAUGGCUUGUCAUGGGAGCAGCAGCUGAUAAAUCUUAUUCGAGGAAAAUGAAGGAGCCCAAGUCUAAGAAAGCAAUCCAUGUGCGCUUGGAAGCACCUGCUUUCUGCCAGAUUUGGUUCAUAUGCAAAGGAAACCGCAUUUAUACAAGGGAAAGUAAAGUAGAUGGAAUUAACAUAGAGGUAGACUCUCCACCAGUUCAAGCAAGUCCGAAUUCUGAAGCUGUGCAGACCUGGAGAUCACGCUCACUUGCUGAAGGGGAAAGGGGUCAAAUGGAGCUUCAAAGUUCAGCAACUAAUCACCGUAGGUUCAUGUCUGAAAAUAAUGGUAUGCACUUUAGCGGCCCGGGAAGAGGUUCUCCUCAUAGCAAUUUGAAUGAAGAACGUAACUCUGACUGGGACAACCAAUCAAGGAGAACUCCUUCAGUAGGUUCACGCUUUUCUACAUGUUCGUCUAGUGAAAUAAUUGAUGAUUCGAUUUUAAGCCACCUUUCAAGCACUCACAUCCAUGGGGAGUAUCGUUCAGCUUCAGUGACAUCCAGUGCUAUAGAUGGCAAUAUGGAUGAUGAACUUUAUACUAGGCUUGAGCAAUUUGUAGAGGAAGCACAAAGUUCCCGGAAAGAAGCUUAUGAGGAAUCACUCAAGCGUAAGAAAGCUGAAAAAGAUGCCAUUGAUGCUUUUCGCCGAGCCAAAGAAUCUAACGCAAUGCAUGCCGAGGAGCAAAGACACAGAAGAGAAAUCGAAGAAGCACUAUCAAGAGCUAGACAAGAAGCUGAUAAUAUGAAAUGGCAACUCCGUGAGGUCACGGAAGCACUCAGAGUUGCCGAGGAACAGAAGCUUUCCCUAGAGCAUCAAAUUGCGGAUUCCGAUAAGAUGGUGGAGCAGCUGGAACAAAAAAUGUAUGCAGCUGUUGAACUUUUGCAGAGGUACAAAAAGGAAAGAGAUGAAUUACAGGUUGAGAGAGAUAGUGUCCUCAAGGCGGCGGAGGAUCUGAGGAAAAGACAAGCCGAGGAAGCAUCAAGUUCAUCUGUGUCUCAGUUCUUUUCCGAGUUCUCUUUCUUCGAAAUUGAAGAGGCAACAGCACACUUUAGCCAAACCUUGAAGAUCGGUGAAGGGGGUUAUGGGAGUAUAUAUCGAGGGGACCUUCGACAUACUCAAGUCGCUAUAAAAAUGUUGCAUCCAAAUAGCUCGCAAGGACCUUUUGAAUUUCAGCAGGAGGUAAAUAUCCUGAGUAAGCUGAGGCAUCCAAACAUAAUCACCUUGGUAGGAGCUUGCCCGGAAGCUUGGGCCCUCGUUUAUGAGUACCUAUCCAAUGGAAGUCUUGAAGAUCGCCUCGCUUGUAGAAACAAUACACCGCCAUUGCCAUGGAAAACUAGAAUCCGUAUAGCAGCAGAGCUAUGCUCUUCUCUAAUCUUUUUGCAUUCUUGCCGCCCUGAGGGAAUUGUCCAUGGCGAUCUGAAGCCUGCCAAUGUACUGCUUGAUGGAAACUUUGUUUCCAAGCUUAGCGAUUUCGGAAUAUGCCGCAAGCUCCCUCAUGAAGAGUUAUCAGAAAACACGACGCUAUGUUGGAGGACAGAACCAAAGGGGACACUUCUGUACAUGGAUCCGGAAUUCCUCGCAACAGGAGAGCUCACUUCAAAGUCUGACGUGUAUUCCUUUGGAAUUAUAUUAUUGCGGUUGUUAACAGGAAGACCUGCACUGGGGAUAACCAAGGAAGUUCAAUAUGCAUUAGAUAACGGUAACUUGAAAGAUCUACUCGACCCAACAGCUGGCGAUUGGCCAUUCGUGCAAGCAAAACAGUUAGCUCACCUCGCCCUCAGCUGUGCUGACAAGAACCGUGGCUCUCGACCAGAACUUGAUUCUGAGGUGUGGAGGGUGCUCGAACCAAUGAAAAGAUUCUGCGGGGGUUCGUCCAUCCUUAACUCUGAAGAGCAGAGCCAGAUUCCUGCAUACUUCAUCUGUCCUAUCUUUCAGGAAAUCAUGCAAGAUCCUGUGGUUGCAGCCGAUGGGUUUACGUAUGAAUCGGAAGCGUUAAAGGGAUGGCUGGAGAGUGGGCAUGAUACAUCACCCAUGACUAACCUUAAGCUUCCAAACACCGAUCUGGUGCCUAACCACACUCUCCGUUCUGCAAUACAAGAGUGGCUGCACCAAUCUUGAAGCCACUCUCUGUACAUUGUCAUAUUAGCAGCACCUGUUUAUAGGCUUAUUACACACACACACAUACAUUUGUCGUACAGUAGUUUACUACACCUGAUUUGCUCUUUGGAUUUCAGUUUGUGCUUCUCUUUGUAUCGUAUUAGUGGCACCUGUUUAUAACUUUGUAUAGCAGUUUAAACAAUGUUUUGUACUCGGAUUUAUUUUAAGCUCUUGAUUCUUCAAUAAAAUAUUUGCAUUUGUUGCA
Molecule: messenger RNA, 3156 nt
Organism: Salvia hispanica
Lineage: Eukaryota; Viridiplantae; Streptophyta; Magnoliopsida; Lamiales; Lamiaceae
Product: U-box domain-containing protein kinase family protein
Biological process (GO): protein ubiquitination; protein phosphorylation
Molecular function (GO): protein kinase activity; ubiquitin-protein transferase activity; ATP binding
Source: RefSeq, a predicted model, not a curated record